AUGGUUCGUGUUCAUUCAGACAAAAGUGAUUCAGAAAAAAGCGAUAUAAUUGAAUCUUCUGAAGAAUCUCUUAGAUUACUAGAGUUAAUGGUUCAAAUGUCCAUAGCAGAUAUUGAAGUUCCUGGACAGCAAGUUCGCAAUAAUGCUGGUGGAUAUGUUUUUAAAGUCAGUGAUCUUACAAGAGUUCGACGGUUUCUCAUUUUGGGUACGGAGGGCGGUACGUAUUAUGUGACUGAACAAAAGCUUACCAUGGACAAUAUGGAAGCUCUGAUCGAUAUAAUUAAACGUGGAAAGGGCGGAAUGAUUUUAAGAGAGAUUGUUAGCAUUUCAUUGGCAGGUCGUUCACCAAAACAGGAUCCAUUACUUUUUGCAUUGGCUCUCUGUGCACGUUAUAGCGUUCGUGAUAGAAAAAGUUUAUUACAAAAGUCAGGAGAAUAUGAUCUUGAAAAGGCCCUUCUUUCGAAUACAGAGGAUUUUAAUUCAGAUGAAAUGAAAAAAUUUGAUCUUUAUUUGUAUAAACUGCAACAGACUGCUUUUAGGAUGGUUGCUAAAGUUUGCCGUAUACCAACACACUUAUUCAUGUUUGUCAAAUAUUGUGAACUUAUAGCAAAAGCAACGGGUGAAGAGCACACUGGAUGGGGACGAGCAAUGCGCAAAUGUAUCGCUGAAUGGUAUUUACAAAAAUCUCCUAUGGAGCUUGCUUUGCAUAUUACAAAAUAUCCAAGUCGUGAGUCUUGGUCUCAUCGUGAUCUUCUUCGUUUGUCCCACCCAAUGGCGAGUUCGAAUAACAAAGAAUUGGCAAAUUCUCAAACUCUUGUUUAUGAUCAAAUAUUCCAUUAUGCAUGCAAAGGUGAUUUCAACCCACAAAAGGCUAUAAUUGUCGAGUCUGACGGAGCAAAUGAAACGCCUUUGUUAAAAAAGUCAAGAUGUGAUUAUGGACUUACCGAACAAAUGAUUAAAUAUGCAAAUGAUUCUGUUGCUUUAGAAUUUAUUCGAAAAGUAAUGGAAAUGUCAAAACUUAAAUCUGAUAAUGAAGAUGAUGAGAAACGUUGUGUUGAAUUAAUUAAAAAAUAUAAUUUUGUACGCGAACACGUUCCAACCACUUUGCUUAAUUCCCCUAAAGUUUGGACUGCAUUACUACAACAUAUGCCUAUGACUGCUCUUUUACGUAAUCUGUCAAAAUUGGCUACCUUAGGAUUAUUGGAUGACGAAUUAAACAAAGAAUGUGUUGAUCUAGUUAUCUCAAAAAUUCUUAAUCAAGAAGCCCUUCAGAAAGCAAGAAUUCACCCAAUUGCUGUUCUUCUAGCAUCCUCAGUUUACAAGUCAGGACAUGGAAUUAAAGGCAAACUAAAAUGGGAAGUAAAUGAUCGAAUUAAAGAAGCCUUAGAGCAAUGUUUUAUUCUUGCUUUCAAAAAUGUUCAGCCAACUGGACAACGUUUUUGUUUGGCUAUGGAUGUUUCUGGAAGUAUGCGUUGGACCAAUAUUACUGGUGGAAUACUUUCUUGUUGUGAGGCAUCUACUGCAAUGGCAAAUGUUACAUUAAGGACUGAGGAAAAUGUUAAAUGUGUUGCUUUCUGUGAUGAACUUCUCACGCUUCCAUUUACUCGCGAGAGCACGAUUACUGAAAUGAUGGAUUAUAAUGAGAAAUUAGAUUUUGGAGGUACUAAUUGUGCUCUUCCUAUGCUUUGGGCAAAAGAAGAACAUCUUUCAUUUGAUGUUUUCAUUGUUUAUACCGAUUCGGAAACAUGGGCAGGAGAUAUUCAUCCAUUUGAGGCACUUAAAGAUUAUAGACAACAAAUGAACAUUCCAAAUGCAAAACUUAUUGUAAUGGGUAUGGCUGCAAAUGAAUUCACAAUUGCUGAUCCAAAUGAUCCUGGUAUGCUUGAUAUUGUUGGUUUGGACGCUGCUGUGCCAGAUUUGAUACGCUCGUUUGUUUUGGAAGAAAUUUGAAGAAAAUGAAUUGAUUUGUAAAAAUAUUUUUAUAUUAAAUAUAAUUCUUAUUAUUAAAAAAAUUCCGUAUUUUAUUUAAAUCUUUCUUACUUAAACAUACCGACAAAUUUAGGCAUUAUUAUAAUAUAAUUUUUGCUGUUAUUUUUAUAUUACUUAUAUUAACUUGCCUUUAUAUCCGUAAUUAUGCUUUAU
This is a messenger RNA of Meloidogyne enterolobii, 2142 nucleotides long. The record is from the annotation of a GenBank genome assembly. Lineage: Eukaryota; Metazoa; Nematoda; Chromadorea; Rhabditida; Meloidogynidae.